Molecule: messenger RNA, 420 nt
Organism: Drosophila willistoni
Lineage: Eukaryota; Metazoa; Arthropoda; Insecta; Diptera; Drosophilidae
Exons: 2
Coding region: 56-385 (109 amino acids)
Source: RefSeq, a predicted model, not a curated record
GUUUAAACUCUCUCACAUAUGAUUGCUUAUUUGUUGCCCUUGUUCGACUCCAAGCAUGAAGUUCGUUAUUUUCUUCGGUCUUAUUAGUAUCCUGACGCUCUAUUGCCUGGACACAGCCAAUGGGGCAACAACCAGCAACGCCACAUCAUCUUCGGGUUCGGGUGGUAGUGUCAAAAAAGUCUAUGUCUCCAAUUUGCAAUACACAGCCGUAAGGAAAAUAAGAGUAAGCUCAACUACCACAGCCUCAACGAGCAGUCGGAGUGGCCGCAGUCGCAGUGCAAAACUGAAACGCAACAAGAGCCUUAAAGCUCGUCGGAACGCUAGAUCCACGAGAUCAGCCAGUAAGUCGGUCAAUGUCCGUAAUGCCCGCAAUGCAAGAGGCUAGGGUAUAAAUUGUUGAAAAAAUAAAGUUUUUGUUAU